CAGAGCCAUGCUUUCAGCCCCACCCUUUAUCUGUUUUUUUCUUCUGUCAGCCACUCUUCUCCAUUAUGAUAAUAUUUGUGGAUAAUAUUCUCCAUUGGAUAUUAUGGGACAGGACUCCAUUCAUGAUAAACUAGCAUAAACUCCACAAACAAUUGCAAAAUCCAUUUUUUUUUUUUUCCUCUCUGCUUCCAAGUCUACAGUUCCUGAGCUGAGCCCAGACAGUUUGUCACAAUGCUUGGACCCUUUGGUUGAAUUUUGCUAUAGAUAUGGAGAACAUAUUUGGUGAAAAGCCCGAGUAAUUAUUAACUACUUGCUCCCUGCUCUCACAAAAUAGUAUUUUUUCUUUAGGAACUUCCUACGAAGGAAUGUGAAAACGAAAUAGAAAUUUGAGUCUUGGCGUUGGUGGGUGCUCUUGUAAAGUUAUCUCCAGCUGAAGACUUUAAAAUUGGAAAAGACAAGAGGACCAUAUGGGAGAAUCUGGCAAUGAGAAGGCUAUUUCCAAAACCACCAGAAAACAUCAAGUGAGGACUACCACUAUCAAGAAAGGAUGGGUUCAAGCAUUACCAAUCAAGGAGCAUUCCCUUAAUGACAAGAAUCAAUUAUAUCCGACAUCAAAGUCUACAAAUUCAAAAAAUCAACCCUACUGCAUCAUCUGCAAGACCAAAAAUAGUUGCAGAACAGUGCGCUCAAGAACAAAGUUAAUGAACAUUUUGAUAGAAAGAGGGAAACCCCAGGAAGUCGAGUCCAUAUUUGACAGUUUGAUUGAAGGAGGGCACAGGCCAUCCCUUGUAACGUACACAACCCUUUUGGCUGCCUUGACCAUCCAGAAGCGCUUCGAGUCCAUACAUUUGAUUAUCUCACAGGUGGAAGAAAAUGAAAUGAAGCCUGACUCAAUAUUUUUUAAUGCUGUUAUAAAUGCUUUCUCUGAAUCUGGGAACAUAGAGGAAGCCAUGGAAACCUUUUGGAAAAUGAAGGAGAAUGGACUAAAACCCACUACUUGCACUUAUAACACAUUAAUUAAAGGUUAUGGGAUUGCCGGUAAGCCUACAGAAUCUCUGAAGCUGCUAGACUUGAUGUCCCAAGAGGGAAAUGUAAAGCCCAAUCUCAGGACUUAUAAUAUGCUUGUCAGAGCAUGGUGUAAGAAGAACAACAUCACAGAGGCUUGGAAUGUGGUAUGUAAGAUGGUAGAUUCUGGGAUGCAACCUGAUGCAGUUACAUACAACACAAUAUCAACAGCUUAUGCUCAAAAUGGAGAGACAGAUCGGGCUGAAAGGAUGAUUUUAGAGAUGCAGAACAACAAAGUGCAGCCCAAUGAGCGAACUUGUGGCAUCAUCAUAAGUGGGUAUUGUAAGGAAGGUAAAUUAAAGGAGGCCUUGAGGUUUGUGCAUAGGAUGAAGGAUCUUGGGGUGCACCCUAACCUUGUCAUUUUUAACUCAUUGAUCAAAGGAUUUGUGGAAAUUAUGGACAGAGAUGGGGCGGAUGAGGUUAUGACAUUGAUGGCUGAAUUUGGGGUCAAACCAGAUGUGAUAACAUAUAGUACCAUCAUGAAUGCAUGGAGCACAGCAGGGUUUAUGGAGAAGUGCAGGGAAAUCUUUGAUGACAUGAUGAAGGCUGGAAUAGAACCUGAUGCACAUGCCUACAGCAUUCUUGCUAAAGGAUAUGUGCGUGCACAAGAACCAGAGAAAGCCAAAGAACUAUUGACAGCAAUGAUUAAAUCUGGAGUCCGUCCAAAUGUUGUGAUUUUCACAACUAUCAUCAGUGGUUGGUGCAGUUCUGGCAAAAUGGAUCACGCAAUCAAGGUUUUCAAUGAGAUGUGUGAAUACAAGGUUUCUCCCAAUCUGAAGACAUUUGAGACCCUGAUUUGGGGAUAUGGAGAAGCAAAGCAGCCAUGGAAAGCAGAAGAAAUGCUCCAGAUUAUGAAAGAAUUUGGCAUUCAGCCAGAGAAAUCCACUAUCUUGCUUGUUGCAGAAGCUUGGCGUGCCACUGGGUUAACAAAAGAGGCAAAUCGGAUACUGGGUACUAUGAAAGGUAAGGGAAUGACACGUCUAAUACCAACAGAAGAAGAGAUACAAGAGGAGAGCUUAGAGAAAAUUUACCAGAGGCAGCCUACGGGCGCCUCUUAUUCCAAUUUGUUACAGAUACCAGCAAUAUUUACCAGCGAUCAAAAAGGAUCAGCUGCAGCAACUAAAAAAAGUCGAAUGGUGUUAAGAGAUGGUGAUUUUUCAUUAGAGAGUUCAUGCCUUGCUACUAAAACUGUGUAUCUUACUCAUACUUGUAAAUUUGGGGAUAGAUCACCAAUCAUAUGCCGGAAACAGUCACAAGGGCAGCUUGGAACGUAUGCUCCGCUUGCACUUUCAUGUACGGUUGGAUUCUUGAACUGAAGGAAAUACAGAAAUCAAUUAUGCCUGUUGAUGUAUUUGCAUCCACGAAGCCUUCCCAGAGAAAUUCAACUUAUAAAUGUUGUCAAUAGCUAAGAAAGCUGCUUCAUUUCAUUUUGUUUGAGCACUGCCGAAUAUGCAAAGUCAAUAUAAAUUAACAUGUAUUUUUUUUUUACAACCCAUCAAAUGUUCAUGAAACUUUUAUGCUCAUUCUUGUAAAAUGUUCUG
Messenger RNA from Quercus lobata, 2606 nucleotides. Its product is annotated as Tetratricopeptide repeat (TPR)-like superfamily protein. Bases 468 to 2381 code for a protein of 637 amino acids. The record is from RefSeq and is a predicted model, not a curated record. The transcript is spliced from 5 exons. Gene Ontology annotation, molecular function: protein binding. Lineage: Eukaryota; Viridiplantae; Streptophyta; Magnoliopsida; Fagales; Fagaceae.